Messenger RNA from Myxozyma melibiosi, 875 nucleotides. Its product is annotated as DSBA-like thioredoxin domain-containing protein. Gene Ontology annotation, molecular function: oxidoreductase activity. NCBI's taxonomy places the organism in Eukaryota, Fungi, Ascomycota, Lipomycetes, Lipomycetales, Lipomycetaceae. The record is from RefSeq and is a predicted model, not a curated record. The coding region runs from base 167 to 823 and encodes 218 amino acids. The transcript has a single exon.
CUGGGAGGUACUUUUGAGUCCAAAUUAAGGAGGGGCAGAUUAGUAAUCGGGGAGCAUUAAUAAUCAGACUGAUGGAUAUAUAAUUGAUGUGCUCCCUGCUAUCAGUGCUGCAGAAUAGAAUAACAUCUGCGAUACAAGGAACACGAAAGCAAAGAAGAAAGAAACAAUGCCUUCUAUUCCUAUUUCUAUCGUGUCGGAUGCGAUCUGCCCGUGGUGCUAUGUUGGAUAUUCGUCGCUGAACCGGGCGAUUACGGCGGUGAAGCAGCGUUAUCCAGAGUACAGCUUCCCAGUUUCGUGGCAGGCGUUUGAGCUGCACCCGGAGUUUCCAGAGGCGAUGCCGGUGAUGUCGAAGAGGAAGCUGUACGAGCAAAAGUUUGGCAACAGUCCGCGGUUUGCGAUGAUGCAGGAGUACUUGCAGCAGCGGGCAGCAGCGGUCGGAGCGGCGAUUGCGCCGCUGAACGAUAAGGCGGUGGUGGGAUCUACGAAACUCGUGCACGAGGCGGAGGUCUACGCGGGGGAGAAGGGCAAGCAGACAGAGCUGAUGCUCGCGUUCUUUGAUGCGUACUUCACGAAGAGCGAGAACAUCUUUGAGCGGGAGAAGAUUGUCGAGAUUGCAAAGACGGUGGAGGGACUGGACGCGGCGGAGCUGGACGAGUAUCUGAAGGAGCGGAAGGGGGCGAGGAAGGUCGAGCAGGAGUCUGCGAAGAACCGGUACAUCGGAGGAGUUCCGCACUUUACGAUUGGCAAGGACCUCGAGAUCCACGGCGGCCAGGAGCCUGCUGAGUUUGAGAAGAUUCUUGUUGCUGCGAUUGAGGGGAAGUAGGAAGAGAAGAGUAGUAGUAGAAGAUAAGAAAACAAUAACAAUUAAAUAAGAA